Messenger RNA from Galeopterus variegatus (Sunda flying lemur), 378 nucleotides. RefSeq lists its product as uncharacterized. The record is from RefSeq and is a predicted model, not a curated record. Lineage: Eukaryota; Metazoa; Chordata; Mammalia; Dermoptera; Cynocephalidae.
AUGGAGUCUUUCUCUCCUCGGUUGGGGUCAGCUGGGACCCACACACACACACACACAAAUAUAUGCCCGUGGGCAGGUCCCUCCUACCCGCCCUCCCGGGGGCGCAGAGACCCUGUCCCGAUGGAAGUGGGGAAACCCAGUCCCGCAGAGACCGGAGGCCGUGGCGCAGAGAGGAGGAGCAGGCCCUCUGGCUUAGCCCUGGGGUCACGGACCCAGAGAGCGGAGAUCCACGCGGUCAGCCUCACCCCGCGAGCGUGGCGACCGGCGCGUCCAGGCGAGCUCCGCGGGGCCGAGGUGCCCACAGAAGCGGCCCCGGGAGCCCGUGCUCUGCCCGCCGAGGGUACUCAGCAAAGCGGAGCCUCGGGGUCGAAGUCCUAA